AUGACUGUCUCCGAAGGGAGUGGCUUGGAGCCGCUUCCCAAUACCAAGCCUAUGCACUAUGCGACCACUACAUUGAAAGUGGACGGCAUGACUUGUGGCGCGUGUACAUCCGCAGUCGAAUCCGGCUUCAAAGGUGUCGAUGGCGCUGGGGCUGUGUCGGUCAGUCUCAUGAUGGGAAGAGCAGUGAUACACCACGAUCCUACGCUUCUACCGGCCGAGAAACUGGCCGAAAUAAUUGAAGAUCGUGGCUUCGACGCCGAAGUCCUGACCACCGACAUGCCUCAACUGACAAAGCCCUCUGUUGAUACGAGGACUACACGCCUUAGUACGACCACAUUAUCCGUGGAAGGAAUGACGUGCGGUGCUUGCACUUCUGCUGUGGAAGCUGGGUUCAGGAAUGUCCCUGGGGUCAAGAGCAUGAGCGUGUCGCUUCUUGCGGGACGUGCAAUAGUACAGCAUGAUGCGAGCAUCAUUGAGCCCAAAUCUUUGGCUGACAUCAUUGAAGACUGUGGUUUCGACGCCAAGGUAUUGGAUUCGAAAGUACAAGAACCCAAACCUACCCUUCAUCUAUCCACAAAGGAUCAGUCGCAGAAUACAUGGACCACAACUGUGGCCAUUGAGGGAAUGACUUGUGGGGCAUGUACUUCGUCGGUGGAAGGCGCGUUCAAAAAUGUGCUCGGAGUGGUCCGUUUCAACAUCAGUCUCCUUGCAGAACGAGCCGUAGUUUCUCACGAUCCAGAGAUUUUGUCAGCAGAGAAGAUUGUUGAAAUGAUCGAGGACGCAGGGUUUGACGCCAAGGUGGUGUCUUCAAGUGCUGAUGCGACUGUUCAAGGCAGUUCUUCUGUCUCUCAACAACUCAAAAUAUACGGGCUUGCUGAUGGUGUUGCUGCCACUCAACUCGAAGACGAAGUCAGAUCGAGGCCUGGUGUCCAGAGCGCCGUCAUCAGCCUGUCGACUUCACGUGCUAAUAUAACAUACGACCCCUCAGUCAUUGGUCUCCGGGCGCUUGUUGGCAUCGUUGAGGCUGCUGGCUACAAUGCCUUGGUGGCGGAUUCCGAGGACAAUAAUGCCCAGCUUGAGUCCCUCGCAAAGACGAAAGAGAUUAUGGAGUGGCGACGCGCUUUCCUGACCUCUCUUGGAUUCGCUAUCCCAGUUUUCUUCAUCAGCAUGAUCCUACCUAUGUGUUUCCCGACGUACAAUUUUGGCGCUUUCGAACUGAUACCCGGUCUGUUUUUGGGCGACAUUAUCUGCUGCGGCUUGACAAUCCCGGUACAAUUUGGAAUCGGAAAUCGAUUUUACGUCUCGGCUUACAAAAGUUUAAAACAUAAAUCCCCUACCAUGGAUGUCUUGGUGGUCCUUGGUACAUCUGCAGCAUUUUUCUUCAGCUGUUUCGCUGUCAUUGUGGCCGUUUUGUUCCCACCUCACAACAAGCCCGCCACGCUCUUCGACACAAGCACUAUGCUGAUCUCGUUCAUCACCCUGGGCAGGUGGCUGGAAAACAGAGCCAAGGGUCAAACAUCUAAAGCUCUGUCGAAUCUCAUGUCGCUUGCACCGAGUAUGGCAACAAUCUAUGAAGACCCGCUGUAUGCGGAGAAGCUUGCAGGGACCUGGACCGCGCCAUCUUCACCCGUGCUAGAAAAAGUGCCGACGAAUGAUUUCAACAAAGCAGCCGCUCCAGCUACAGGCCCUGGCGCCGUUGAAAAGGUCAUUCCCACAGAACUGCUCGAGGUCGGUGACAUCGUCAUCUUACGGCCUGGUGACAAAGUCCCAGCGGAUGGGAUAGUGACUCGUGGCGAAAGCUUCGUUGACGAAAGCAUGGUCACGGGCGAGGCUAUGCCCAUCUUCAAGAAGAAGGGCAGCGUUCUCAUGGCCGGGACUGUCAAUGGUGCAGGCAAGGUCGACUUCAAAGUCACUCGUGCUGGUAAAGAUACACAGCUGAGUCAAAUUGUCAAUCUCGUACAAGAAGCACAGACAAGUCGAGCUCCGAUUCAACGUCUGGCAGAUCUUGUUGCCGGCUAUUUCGUUCCCGUCAUCAUCCUCCUUGGGUUGAUCACUUUCGUUGCGUGGAUGGUUCUCAGCCGCACCUUAUCGAAUCCGCCCAAGAUUUUUAUCGACGGCCAAAGCGGUGGAAAAUUCAUGGUCUGCUUAGAGCUUUGCAUCUCCGUUAUUGUUUUUGCCUGCCCUUGUGCUUUAGGUCUCGCGACACCGACGGCUGUUAUGGUGGGAACCGGCACAGCAUCACAGCAGGGAAUUCUCGUAAAGGGGGGUGCAGCCCUUGAGACGGCCACUCGCAUUACACAUAUUAUUCUUGACAAAACCGGGACUUUGACUUUCGGCAAGCUCAAAGUGGCCGAAAAAAACAUCGAACCGCUCUGGACGUCCAACAAAUGGAGAACCAAGCUCUGGUGGACGCUGGUCGGGUUGGCUGAAUCAGGCUCUGAACAUCCGAUUGCCAGAUCCAUCCUUGCACAAGCACGAGAAGAGCUCGAACUUGGACCAGAAGAUCCUCUUCCGGGACUAGUUGGCAAUUUCGGCGUCACAGUUGGCCAGGGUGUAUCUGCCAUCAUCGAGGUUGAGACCCCCGGCGAACAGAGCCAAUACAAGAUUUAUGUUGGCAAUGCGACUUUCCUGCACAACAAGAAAAUCGAAAUCCCAUUUGAUGUGGAAGAAGCCGUCAACGCAGUCAUGUCACCCACAACCCGAACAAAAUCGAAGACUGGUAUCACGACUACAUAUGUGGCCAUCAACGAUAAAUUUGCUGGCACGCUCGGACUUUCGGACACUUUGAAACCCACUGCCCCAGCAGCCAUCGCAGCGCUGCAUAAGAUGGGUAUCAGCACGUCUCUGGUGACUGGUGACACUUACAACACUGCUUUAUCCAUCGCAGAACUUGUCGGCAUUCCCAAAGACGCUAUCCGGGCAUCUGUUUCACCUGGCGAGAAGCAAUCCAUUGUGGCUGAACUCCAAGCCCAAGGAGAGGUUGUUGCUAUGGUCGGUGACGGCGUCAACGAUUCUCCUGCGCUUGCCACGGCAGAUGUAGGCCUCGGUCUCGUCUCAGGCAGUGACAUUGCUGUCGAGGCAGCUGAUGUUGUUGUCAUGCGCUCCGAUGAUAUGCUCAACGUUCCCGCGGCUCUGUACCUUUGCCGAGUCAUCUUCCGACGCAUCAAGAUUAACCUCAUCUGGGCAUGCGCAUACAAUGUCAUCGGUCUUCCGUUCGCGAUGGGUGUUUUCCUGCCUCUAGGAUAUCACAUGCCACCGUUGAUGAGCGCGACGGCAAUGAUGUUUAGCAGCAUCAGCGUCACUCUCAGCAGUCUGGCUCUCCGGUGGGCUAGUCGACCUAAAUGGUUGACGAUUGAACAUAUGGAGAUGGAGCGGAGCAAGAUAAAUGUUCCAGUUCUUGGACGAAGGCCGAGACCAAAUCUGGUGGGCAGAUUUGUCGAUGCGGUAAGCGGGCUAUUUGACGGCUCAAUUGUAAAGAGAAGAAGAGAAGAGAAGGAUCGAGGAAGUUAUGUUCCUCUCAGGAAUGUUGACGCUGAGGCCGUAUGA
Messenger RNA from Exophiala spinifera, 3546 nucleotides. RefSeq lists its product as uncharacterized. Gene Ontology annotation, biological process: copper ion homeostasis; monoatomic cation transport. Lineage: Eukaryota; Fungi; Ascomycota; Eurotiomycetes; Chaetothyriales; Herpotrichiellaceae. The record is from RefSeq and is a predicted model, not a curated record. The transcript has a single exon. The coding region runs from base 1 to 3546 and encodes 1181 amino acids. Gene Ontology annotation, molecular function: P-type divalent copper transporter activity; ATP hydrolysis activity; ATP binding. Gene Ontology annotation, cellular component: membrane.